Vicia villosa (hairy vetch) is the source of this 2563-nucleotide messenger RNA. Its product is annotated as pentatricopeptide repeat-containing protein At5g66520-like. Gene Ontology annotation, molecular function: RNA binding; protein binding. The transcript is spliced from 3 exons. The coding region runs from base 44 to 1654 and encodes 536 amino acids. NCBI's taxonomy places the organism in Eukaryota, Viridiplantae, Streptophyta, Magnoliopsida, Fabales, Fabaceae. The record is from RefSeq and is a predicted model, not a curated record. Gene Ontology annotation, biological process: RNA modification.
UCCCUCUUUAAUUAUCCUAACUUGUUGUAAUUUGUCCUUUGUUAUGGUUACAUUCUUUGAUGUCAAUCUCAAAAACACUCUCUCUAGAUUGGUUCAACAAUGCAAGAACCUUAGAGAAAUCAAAAUUGUUCAUACCCAGAUUCUAAAGUCCCCAACUUUACAUACUAAUGACCAAUAUUAUCUCAUUACCCGUUUACUUUUCUCAUGCUCCUUCUCCAAUUAUGCUUCUUUGUUCUAUGCCAACAAUGUCUUCCACAUGAUCAAGAACCCAGAUAUUCGUGUCUACAACAUCAUGAUUAGAGCAUAUGGAUGCAUUCAUGAAGGUGAUGAUGAUGAUGACCGUUAUUUUAAUGGUUUGGUGUUGUAUAAGCAAAUGCUUAACAGGGGGAUUGUGCCAAAUAACCUCACUUUCCCUUUUCUUGUAAAGGGUUGCAAUAGGUUGCAGUGUGGUGCUACUGCUGGCCAAGUUGUUCAUGCACAGGGGUUAAAGUUUGGAUUUUUGAAUGAUGUUUUUGUUGGGAAUUCCUUGAUUAGUUUGUUUAUGAAUUUUGGGAUUUUGAAUGAUGCAAGGAAGCUGUUUGAUGAAAUGUUUGUUAGAGAUGUUGUCACUUGGAACUCGAUGGUUGUUGGGUAUUUGAGAAACGGGGAGCUUGGCAUGGCAUUGGAUUUGUUUAGAAAUAUGAAUGGAAGGAAUAUUAUAACAUGGAAUUCGAUUAUUACAGGGUUGGUUCAAGCUGGCCAUGCAAAGGAGUCACUGGAACUUUUCCAUGAAAUGCAGUUUUUGAGCGGUGAUAAUGUUGUUAAACCGGAUAAGAUUACAAUAGCUAGUGUCCUUUCAGCUUGUGCUCAACUAGGUUCUAUUGACCAUGGGAGAUGGGUGCAUGCAUAUUUAAGAAAAAACAAUAUAGAAUGUGAUGUGGUGAUUGGAACAGCACUUGUCAAUAUGUAUGGCAAAUGUGGAAAUGUGAAACAGGCAUUUGAGAUCUUCAACAACAUGCCUGAGAAGGAUGCCUCGGCAUGGACGGCGAUGAUUUCGGUUUUUGCUCUCCAUGGAUUAGGAAUGAAGGCUUUUGAUUGUUUUUUAGAGAUGGAAAGGGCUAGAGUAAAGCCUAACCAUGUGACGUUUGUUGGACUAUUGUCAGCUUGUUCGCAUUCUGGUUUGGUAGAUCAAGGUCGCUGGUGCUUUGAUGUAAUGAAACAUGUUUACUCGAUUGAACCACAAAUCUAUCACUAUGCUUGCAUGGUUGAUAUUCUUAGUCGAGCGAGGCUCUUCGAUGAAGCAAUGAUUCUAAUUAGAAGCAUGCCAAUGAAGCCAGAUGUUUAUGUAUGGGGUGCAUUACUUGGUGGUUGUCAGAUGUAUGGAAAUACAGAGUUAGGAGAAAAAGUAGCUUGUCAUUUGUUAGAUUUGGAGCCUCUUAAUCAUGCUUUCUAUAUGAACUUAUGUGAUAUAUAUGCCAAAACUGGUAGAUUCGACGCCGCAAAAAGAGUAAGGAAUUUGAUGAAAGAAAGAAGAACUGAAACAAAAGUCCCGGGUUGUAGCAUGAUUGAAAUCAACGGAGUAGUUCAAGAAUUUUCGGUUGGAGGAUCUUUUGAACUUCCCAUGAAAGAACUUACAUUGGUCUUGGAUAGAUUAAGCAAUGAGAUGAAAAUAUGAAUUCAGUGAGUUGCCAAGGGAACUUCUGAAGCAAAAUUCGGCUUGUUAUAUAGCAAAAUCCGCCCUUGAUUAUUUGAGCACUCAAGUCGUCCUCUCAGUGUCAACAGCUGUACCAUAUAAGCUUGGUAUUUAUGUAUUGUCAUUUGGUAUAAGAUUGCUGCUUUGUUAUCUGUUAUUUCUUGAUAUGUAUUGCAUCUGUUUUUGCCUUUUGAAACCAUAUAUUUUUUUUAAAUUGAAGACACAGUUCAGCGGUUGCAAAUGCAUUGUUUGUGGCCAUUGUAACCAAUAUUCUUUUUUCUUGAGAACCCUGUGAGUUUUGGUGCUUCCAUUGAUGGAUAUUAGGUAUUUUUUUAUUUGAUUUGUAAAAAUACAUAGUUUCAGUUGCUAGUUUUGAUCCAGGAAGAUCCUUUUGUAUAAAAAUUUCAUUUAAUAUUUAUUGCACUGUUUUGGAUGCUUGCUGAUGGAAAGCCACAUUCUUUACUUGUAAUGCAUAAGGUGCUUUGAAGAACCUACAUUAAUCACCUAAGGAUUUUCUCUGGUUUUCUCUUUUCUGCAUCUCUAGCAUGCUGCCACCACAAGGAAGUUUUCAGUUAGAAAUGGAGCCAGACAUUAUUUCAACAGGGUGCUCAUAUUGAUCACGAUAGUAUUGUUUUCAAUGGAGACAGCUCGCCAGCAAUUGACAAAAAGAAAAAGACAACUUGCUCAUCUUCAAGUGAGUGCCAACGAAAAGAUGUAAAAAGUUUUAGAAUAGAUAAUUAGAAGCAUGUUUAAGGGAGUGGAGCCAAUUAGUGCAUCCGACUAAAGUUGGAGGAUGUUUCAAGUGUAAUGUACAAUAUAAUAUAAUGGUUGGAGACUCGUAUUCAUGAGAUACUUUAGUGAGGAGAAAUAAUUGGCAAUUGUCUAUUGAGU